AUGAUCAAAUACAUCUACGAGGAUAUGGGCCUCGACGACAUAUCCUUGAUGGACCUUCGCGAUUUGGACUCUCCAGCCGCGCUCGGCCCGAAUCUUAUCAUGCUGUUUGCCACUGCGCGAAACGAACGGCACCUUCAUGUCUCCUCGGGGCGAUUCGUACGGUGGCUCAAGCGGGGUUUCAAAGUGGAAGCUCGAGCUGACGGACUCAUCGGGCCGGGCGAACUAAAGACCAAGCUCCGCCGGAUGCGGAAGAAGGCCAAGCUAAUGGGAACCAAUACCAUGAUUUUGCCUGGGGGCGAUAAUGGUAUUUCUACUGGGUGGGUGUGCGUCAACUUCUCCACUAGCGAUGCUGUCUCGGAUGAGAGUGUCAGUUACGAUGACAGCGGACGGUUCUCUGGAUUUGGAGCUGCGCCAACUGGCACCACGGUUGUAGUGCAGUGCAUGACGGAGCCUCGAAGAAUCGAGUUGGAUCUCGAAACAUUGUGGCAAGGGAUCCUGAGGCGAAGUCUGGAACAAACCAUCAAGAUGAAAGGGCAGGCUGUGCCAGAAAGACGAGAGUUGGAAUCGAUGUUGUCGUCACGGAUUCAGCUGCCCAACACAGCAUCAGCCGUUCAGUGGCAGAAGAUGCAGCAGGCUUCGCAACAGCGAAGAUACUUUUCUGCGAGCGCCAGGGCGCUCCAAACACGCGUUGAGGGUCCCUCUCUUCCGACCCGCUCUGCGGAUCUUGAAUCCGACGACCAGACCACAAACGCAGAGCUGGGCUUGGCUGAACUUGGCAGUCUUGCGGCGCAGCUGACCAACCUCCUCACAUCGGGGACGUCGCUGACGCCCGAGGUUGUUGAGAACCUCGUGCUUGCCAUUUUUCAGGCAACCUCGGCAGAAGGUGAGGCGCUGCUGCGUCUGCAACUAGUCGAUCGAUUGCUUCUCACGGCCGAAGAGAGAGGCAUGGCAGUCCAAUCUAUAAACAUGCUUGUUUCCCUCAUCGAAGCGGUGGUCAGCUCUCCAGCAUAUGGGCCGCAACUAGAGCGAGCGCAAAGGAACCUCGAAUACCUAUUGCUCAGCAUGCGGAAGCCCCUGGAACACAGCCAGACGAUGCGGUUGAUGACGGCAUACGCUGGGCGACGGGCGUGGGAUCGAUUCUGGGACACGUUCCGCGCCCCAGCCAGAUUUUGCAUCCCACGGCCCGCGGAAAUGUACGAGUUGGUCUACCGAGUCCUGGCCUCGACGCGAGAUUCAAAACAGUGCAUCGAUGCGCUUCGGUGGGUGUACCCCGAAAUGUUGAAGGAAGUACCACCGGUUUAUCCAACGGGGAUGGUUUACACUUGGUUGAAGGCUUGCAUCUUGGUGGCCGAUCCAGCCGCGGAAGACUUGCUGCAUAAUCCGCCGCCAGCAGACUCGCUGGACACGAUUGGCAAGCGACGUUUGAAGCGUCGCGAGUUUGUGGGGGUCCUCAAGGGAGUGGAGGAUUUGCACCAGCACUUUGUUGGACAGGAAGCCCGAGCAGAGAGGGCGCGAGCUCUCAACCGGCUCUACACGGGACAUGUUGCACCAGAAUAG
Ustilaginoidea virens is the source of this 1557-nucleotide messenger RNA. RefSeq lists its product as uncharacterized. Bases 1 to 1557 code for a protein of 518 amino acids. Gene Ontology annotation, biological process: mRNA stabilization; mitochondrial gene expression; mitochondrial proton-transporting ATP synthase complex assembly. The transcript has a single exon. The record is from RefSeq and is a predicted model, not a curated record. Gene Ontology annotation, cellular component: mitochondrion. NCBI's taxonomy places the organism in Eukaryota, Fungi, Ascomycota, Sordariomycetes, Hypocreales, Clavicipitaceae.